AUGUUCACUCCAUACAUGAUGAACAGAAGUAUGCAAGCAACGCUUACUCCAUCAAAGGAAUCAUGCUCAAAAGCCCAUAGCAGUCAAGGAAGCCCUGUCCGAAAGCGCAUGGAAGAAUUAGCUAUACCAGGGCCUUCUCAUGUGAAAUUGUGCAAUCAUUCACAUCAUCUAGUACUGGAACAGCUUCUAAACAGGAGUAGGAGACAACACGAUUGGCAAUUGGAGGAAAUAUCACCAUACAAAAAGUCAAACCGCCAUGUAAGAGAAGGCUAAAACGUUAUGUUGGAGAUUUAUUAAGCGAUGACUUUUCCACUCCCAUAAAAGCAAAGUCGGUUGAUGAAAACUUCCCUGAUGAGAUUGGGAAAAAAGUAAAAAGUCUCCAAACAUUGUUGGUCCUUUGCCGAGAAGAAUAAAAACUCUAAGUGGUUUAUUGAAACUUUUGAAGCAGAAGAUGCACAUAACAGAUUCAGCUGAAACUGUAUUGAAGGUAAGCAGAUUGAUGAAAACUCUGUGUCCCAGAUAUCCGUAUUCAUUUGUUUGGUGCAAUUGAUUAACUUUUUUUCAAUAUAAUAAUUUUCAUCAACACUUAGCAUACCAUAACUGGUCAAAAUACCAUUGAAAAUAAUCAUAUCAUCUUAUCACUUUUGCACAUAAAGCUUUAUUAUUUUUUUCUAUUAAUUAUAGCAGUUGAUAUUCUUUUUUUUAUUAGUAUUUUGUUUAUUUUGACCAAUACUUGUUACAGAAAGUAGACAUAUUGUCAUCUACCCCAGCAGGUCAUUAGACUGGUUAUGGUAGAUUCAGAAUUAAGUAUGGGUAUGUUCAGUGUCAAUAUCUUAGUUUCAAUAAGAAUAUCAAAUGCCUCUUAGAUAUCCUAAUUAAUAGUACUAUACAAACAAUAUCACCACAAAUUAUGGGUUAUUUUAAUGAUCACCUUAUUGAUGGACACUGUAUAUUUUUAAUAAAACUUGCUUUGAAAAAGUAUUUUUCGCUCAGAAUUCAC
This is a messenger RNA of Acanthoscelides obtectus, 1000 nucleotides long. The record is from the annotation of a GenBank genome assembly. Lineage: Eukaryota; Metazoa; Arthropoda; Insecta; Coleoptera; Chrysomelidae.